Molecule: messenger RNA, 1716 nt
Organism: Mycosarcoma maydis (corn smut)
Lineage: Eukaryota; Fungi; Basidiomycota; Ustilaginomycetes; Ustilaginales
Product: glutamate--tRNA ligase MSE1
Exons: 1
Coding region: 1-1716 (571 amino acids)
Biological process (GO): glutamyl-tRNA aminoacylation
Molecular function (GO): zinc ion binding; glutamate-tRNA ligase activity; tRNA binding
Source: RefSeq, a predicted model, not a curated record
AUGUCGGCCAGACGGUCAUGUCACGGCUUCGUGUUGAGCGUGCGCUCAUUGUGCUCAGCCGCACGACGGCGUUUAUACUCCACCAACACAGCGUCUGCACCCAGCUCGUCGGCACGUUUAUCAGCAAGACUGCGCUUCGCGCCGUCUCCGACAGGCUAUCUGCACCUCGGUGGCUUACGAACGGCGCUGUUCAACCACCUGUAUGCGCGCGCUCUUGGCGGAAAGUGGAUCCUGCGUAUCGAAGAUACUGACCAAACGCGGCUGGUACCGGGGUCGAUCUCGGCUCUGCAAGAAACCCUCUGCUGGGCGAAACUCGAUUACGACGAAGGACCGUCUUGUGGAGGCGCAUAUGGUCCAUACAUCCAAAGUGAGCGAUUGGAUCUCUAUCGGUCGUAUGCGGAAAAACUGAUUGAUCAAGGAAAAGCCUAUCGGGAUUUUCGAGCUGAAGUUGUCGCAGACGAUGCGUCGAAACGGGGUGUCAACAACGUACCGCUACGAGACAGCUAUAUCGCACCAGACGAAACCGAGGCGAGGCACUUGAUAUCUCUGGGUAAACCCUACGUUGUACGUUUACGCGCUCCGACAAAAGCGCUCGAUCAUCAAGACCUCGUCUACGGCCAUAUUCACUUCCCCUCGGAUCCGCUGCGUCACGGGACCGAAGAUGCGAUCUUGCUCAAAUCCAACGGCUGGCCCACUUACCACCUGGCUUCCGUGGUAGAUGACCACGAAAUGGCUAUCACGCAUGUGCUUCGAGGGGAAGAAUGGCUACCGUCACUACCGAAGCAUCUUUGGCUCUACAAGGCGUUAGAUUUCACGCCGCCCAAAUUCGCGCAUUUGCCCCUGCUCGUGAAUGCGGACGGGACAAAGUUGAGCAAGCGAACUGGCGACGUGCGCGUCGAAAGCUACCGAGAUAAAGGCGUUGAACCCGAGGCGCUUUGUAACAUGCUCGGCUUGACGGGGUACAACAAUCUCGCCUAUCACCAACGCCACUCUGAGCACGAUGAAUCCGCAUACGACGUGCUGACUAUGCAGGACAUGAUAAAUGGCUUCGACAUCUGUCACGUCAACCGAAGCAGGGCCACUGUCGAUCUGGCCAAGCUGUACUAUCUGAAUGCAAGACAUGUGGCUCUCAAGUUGCAGGACGCACGCAAGGGGGGAGGCAGGGAUGAGUUGGUGGCCAGGCUCAAACCGAGGUUGAUCGCCGCUUUCCCCGAAGUGGACCAGAGUCACUGGGAGCAAGUGGGGUAUGUGGAGAGGGUUAUUGAACUAGCGCGAGGUGGUACUGGGACGAUAUACGAUAUCCCUGCUGCUGCCAAUACACUUUUUCGAGCGCCUGUCUGGCUUCCGCAACCUCCUAAGGAAACGGUCGAGUUGUGGAGGCGAAACCGUCUUAUCCACAAGCACUUCCUCACCGCUGUCCAAACCGCUCACCACCAACUUGCCCAACUUGCCACUUCAGACUGGACCAGAGACAACCUCCACUCGCUCAUAGCCACUCUACCCAAACUCGUCACCACCAGUGCUCGAGACAAAAUCAAGAAAGCUGCCAUCUUGGCACCUCUCCGAUUUGCAAUCAGCGCAAACGAACGAGGCGCUCCCCUAGCAGAUCUCCUCCUCUUCUUGGGCAAACAGCCCUCCCUCUAUCGCCUCAAAUCUGCCUCGGACGCAUACGAGGCUGGUGCCUUGCCACGAGAUCUAGACCAAGACUCUGUCUGA